Molecule: messenger RNA, 3126 nt
Organism: Amblyraja radiata (thorny skate)
Lineage: Eukaryota; Metazoa; Chordata; Chondrichthyes; Rajiformes; Rajidae
Gene: slc22a15
Product: solute carrier family 22 member 15
Exons: 12
Coding region: 45-1544 (499 amino acids)
Biological process (GO): transmembrane transport
Cellular component (GO): membrane
Molecular function (GO): transmembrane transporter activity
Source: RefSeq, a predicted model, not a curated record
CCCGGCACCGCCCGGCCGCCAGUGUGUGCGCGGCACUGCCCGCCAUGGACGUGGAUGAGUCGCUAGUGGCGGUGGGCGAGUUCGGCUGCUACCAGAAGCAGCUGACCUGCACCUUCGUCCUCUUGCAGAUUUACGUGGCUUGUCAAUCAAUGCUGAUUGUGCUGGUGGGAGUACAGCCUGACUAUAAGAUAAUCACACCGGAAGUUCCCAGUACACAUGAAGAACUAAUAAAACAUGUCGUAUUUGAGGAAGAUUUGACUUCAAUUGCAACAGAGUGGUACUUAAUCAGACAAGAAGCAUACAAAGUGAACUUGGCUGGAUCCUUGUUUUUCUUGGGCCUGCUCCUUGGUAACAUCUUAUUUGGACCAUUGUCUGACCGAUUUGGCAGGAAACCAACCUUCCUUAUAGGCUUAUUCCUUGACGUCGUGUUUGGAUUCAUUUCAGCGAUCGCUCCUAAUUAUGAAACCUUUGCCUUGACACGGCUUCUUGUCGGCAUUAUGAAUGGUGGAAUGUCUCUGGUGGCUUUUGUACUAACGCAGGAAUUUGUGGGAAAAUCCUACUGGGCUUUGACAGGAUCACUUACCAAUUUGGUGUUUGCUGUUGGAAUUGCAGCUUUCUCUGUUAUUGGUUAUUACAUCAGGGAUUGGCGUGUUCUCAUUGCUGCGGCCAAUUGUCCUGGAGUUCUGUUUAUCUUCCUUUUCAUUACAGUUCCAGAAUCACCACGGUGGUUGUACUCUCAGGGGAGGACUAAGGAAGCGGAGGAGGUACUGCAAAAUAUUGCACACAGGAAUGGAAAUGAGAAGAUUUUUAUUCAACUGAAACCCUGUGCAAGAAGAAAGAAAAUUGGUCAACCUGCUCAUGGAUUUAUGGAGCUGGUGAGACAUCCCAUAUUGCGGUGGAGAAGUAUCAUCUUGAUGUAUGUAUGGUAUGUUUGCAGUCUUGUGUAUUACGGCCUGAUAUUGAAUGCUGGUGAACUGAAGGGCAACCGCUAUCUCAACAUCGCCAUGAAUGGUCUUGUGGAAUUGCCAGCAUUCCCCUUGUGCCUUUACUUCAUUAAUAAACCCUGGGCAGGGAGGCGUAAGACAAUGGCGGCAUUCCUGGUGUUUGCAGGGAUUGCCUGUAUAAGUACCCUAUUCCUGCCUGGGAAGCAAGACCUUGACACGGGGUUCUUGGUGGACGUCACCUCAUUAGCUCUGUGUGGAAAGCUGGCUGUCAGUGCCGCCUUUAACAUUGUAUAUGUUUUUACAGCAGAACUGUAUCCCACCGUGAUCAGGAAUGCGGGACUGGGAAUCUGUUCAAUGUCAUGCAGGGUUGGUGGGAUUCUGGCUCCUUUCGUACCAUCACUGAAAUCUUUAAAUCCAUCGAUGCCAUUUAUUGUCUUUGGGAUUGCUGGGCUGUCAGGAGGAUUUCUGAGUCUCCUUCUCCCAGAAACGUUAAACAAGCCAAUUGCAGAGUCCAUAGAAGAUCUUAAUUCUCCCGACUAUCAGAGGCUCGAAGACAAAAGGAAAAAAAGACCGCAACCACAGGAGGACACUGAGUCAUGAAGGCUGUAAGCCUAGAAAAGAACCAUUGGGACUGAAACGAUGCCUCUUGUGGAAAAUAUUUUGAGAAAAACCGCACAUGUACAGUAUGUGGACUCUGGAAGAUACCACGGGAGGUUAUAUAUUCAGUCCAGAAGAACUUUUGAAAGUCACCUCUUUAUGAUUAGUUGGCUAUUCUUCAUGACAAUUCAUUGUUAAGGGAGGACUUCCUUAAGCAAGAGAGAUUUACCUCAGUUAUUUAUUUAAUAGCGUUUGUUGGGUAACAAGUUAGGAAUAUUUUUGUGGCAUUUCUAAUUGUACAGUUUUGCAAGUAUUUUUACUUGUGAGCUGGAAUUUAUAAGUUUAAUAAUAUUGAGUAUUAGUUGUCGGAGUAAUAUGGUCUCAAAGUUUAUUUUUUACAUUGAGAGUAUUUGUAAAGUCCCCGGGAGAUAAGUAUCAACCUUAAAUGUAGAAUAUAAAUUGAAAACCUUGAGAGCUCAGCUCUAUUAACCUUUAAAUACAAAUUACAUUAUGACCGAAAGAUAUACAAUUGGGGUUGUAUGUACUGAGCAUACUUUAUGCUCACUCUACCUUGAAGGCUCCUAUUUAGAUGCUUAAGAUUUCUGAACAAGUAUAAUAUUAUCAAUUCUUUUCCAUCUUUUCUGUUUUUCUCCCACCUUGCACUUCUGAAUUAAGAACGCUGAAAUGUAGUUUAUAGGAAAAUUUUGUAUUGCAAGUAUAAUAGAUAUCUGUAUUUUAUUAAUUCCUCUGUCUUUUGGAUCUGCGAUUCAAAUGGCUUGCGUUGUAAUAUUGACAUUCUUGCACAAUUUUCUACAAACUCAUAACGUAAAUCUGCAAAAUAUUGAUGGAUAUGGAGAGGUCAACUGUACUUUACCUCUAUUCUCCCCUGAUCAACUUGUGUUCUUACACUUUGCCUUCACUGAACAGUAUACCAACGUUUGAUGACUUUUUAUGUGUUCCUUUCAAUCUUGAAUGUGUUUUAGCAUCUUUUCCGAGGGUUGACAUUUCAUGUGCAAUAUUACCAUAGAAAUAUAUGUUGGUGGUUUUAUGCUUAACAACAUAUUACUGCUUUUGAAAGACCAUCCCAACUCAGGAUACUAUUCAUUUUUGACUUAUCAGGAUACAUUAACAUUUGUCAGCCCCAUAGACUGUGACUUGAUUGUUGUUCUGAUGUUCAUAUACAAACAGCUUGGGUCGGUCCCCUACCAGAAGCUUGCUUGUAAGAGCACCACUGACAAUAACCAGCAGUUGUGCACUUAUAAGUAUCUCGAGAUUGAAAACCAUUCAAAUGUCCAUUGAAAUAUCCUUCUCGAAUGGAAAACCCAUUCAAUUCUCAACAAAAUUAAUCCUCGAUCAAGGAACAACAUGAAUGGUGGAGUAGACUUGAUGGGCCAAAUGGCAUAAUUCUACUCCUAUGCCUUAUGACCCAAAGCUGGCAGAUGAAUUCCGUGGCAAUGAAAAGAAACCUAGAUACUGGAUCCUGUAGGGCACAUAUACAUAGAGGUCUGGCGCACUCAUGCCAAUGUUGGAGCGAGAUUCCGAGGAUUAAUGCAGGUAAAAUAAUGUUUUUCAUUUUUAAAAGAUU